Molecule: messenger RNA, 1124 nt
Organism: Fusarium redolens
Lineage: Eukaryota; Fungi; Ascomycota; Sordariomycetes; Hypocreales; Nectriaceae
Exons: 2
Coding region: 377-883 (168 amino acids)
Source: RefSeq, a predicted model, not a curated record
CGCUUUUAUCCUUCACAGUUUCACCAUCUCCAAUCAAGCAUAUUUAACUAUUGAACUGAUAACAAGCUAUCUAUACUUUUAGUAUUGGAUUAGUUGCAGUAAUACCAGUAAUAGAAAGUCUUUUGGCUGAAGAAGAAGUGUCUAUCAAUUCACCACCGAAAUGACCCAUGUCAUGAUACUAACAAAAAAGCUCCCAAUUUUUCUUCUCUGCCCCACCAUAUUAGAGCGUUUUGCGUGACUCUAGGACCUGACUGACUGUACAGAAUCCUGCCCCGCGAUCGCUUCAACCCCCCGACAUAUCAAACUGAACCAACUUGUUCGCCAAUCACUACCCAAUUCCUGCCUUCCGCUAUCGAUUACAGCUAUCGCAUAUACAAUGGCCACUGCAGCUGCUACCACCACAACGUCGGGUGCGACGCAACCCCUCGUUACAAAGUGGUCUUCUCGAUAUCGUGGGGCCACUGUCGAAGACCUCGACCCCCCGGCCGCACUCUCACUCAACCCCUCCGAUGCUAUCUCCCUCGCCCUCUUGUCCGCCUUUGAGCGCGACUACACGCACCUUACCAUCGUCGAUGCCGACACCCGCGCACUGCUAGGUUACAUAUCCAUUCCUCACCUGCAGUCUCUUCUCGACUCAGGCAAAGUCAAGCCCGAAGAUCAGCUCUCGGCGGCCAUGACACGCUUCCAGCGCAAGGGCCGUACCUACCAAGUCAUUACCAUGGAGACCACUCUCGAGGAGCUUGAGAGCUUCUUCCGUGGCGGCGUACCUGAUGGGCCAUGGAAGCAGGAGUUUGCUGUUAUCACGGAUGAGAAGAGGAGGUUUGUCUUGGGCGUCGCGACGGUACAGGAUCUCGAGGAGUUUGUGAAACGAAGACCCGAGUAAAGUAGUAUCUUUGGCAUGUGAUUUGCCAGAGUUGUGAUGAAAAUCCCGAGGAACAAAGGCCGCGGGAAUAAGUCGCAGGGAACAAAAUACAAACGAGAAUUAAGCAUCAUGGAUGGGCGUUAGGGAAACCAUGACCUGAGCAUCAUGGAGUCUACGGCAGGCUCAUAACAGCCAGCCAGGCAGGAAAGCUGCUUUCAACAUAGCGCAAUAUGUGGGAUAAUAUACACUGGUGAACACAGGU